AUGGUUCGCGUGCUAAAUUUCAAGGUGCCGCUUACCUCUCAGAAAACCCCAAUAGCUGCUGUUCGGUCAGAUCGAUCAGCUACGUGGGAGUUAAUGAAACAACUUGGACCUUGUGACAGCAAUAGACCAAGUCCGCCAACACCUCAAGAGGAAUUGGUACUUGCGGCAUUUAAUAAGCCGCCCGAUUCGCUUCUAGAACUCCCGGAAGCCUCUGCUCUCCCACUGCCUUUCACCUAUCAUAGUACAGUCAAUGGAGACGUGACAUAUUUGAGUCAGCCGCGGCUCUCGGUUUCUAAAUUAUUGACAAACACGUAUUGUGAGCUUCGAAAGUACUACGAGAUUUACGCUGGCCUGCCUUCGAUUGACUCGGGACGGUUGAGAGAAGGCAGAAAUUACCAUCAGCACUUGGAAGACCAGACGCAUGCGCAGGUAAACGAGGAAACACUCAUCUCUAUAAUUGAUGAGGAGUUAGAGCACUUUCUGGAAGAAGAACAAGCUCUUCUUACGAAGAAUUCAUGGGGAAGAUACUUAGGGGAACAAUGGAUAGAGCAUGGCUUGGUCAGACUUCUAUUCGUUGCCGAAAAGCACUUUGCAAGAGAAAUUAACGUACAUGGAUUCAUCAACUUUUACAAUGGAAAGUUGGCAACCACUGCCGAAGAGCUACUGCUGGCCGUGCUCGUAAAUGGAAUUGCUGACAUUGUCAAAAUUGAUCAGUCCAAUGCUAACAAACCUUAUCGAAGCACCAUUGCACGCGAUGAAGGGCUGAGCAAAUUCAUUGAGGAUCUUCGACUGCAGCUCGAAAUUUUGCGUUUGAAUAAGCUGCGAUUGGUAGACUUAUCAGAAGAGAUUCCCAAGGCUAAAGAGGUAGUCACAAAACUAUCCAAUGAAGGCAAGUAUUUUCUACAUGUUAGAGACGUGAAAACUCGUGCGGAUGACCUGUUCCCUCCAUACCAACUGGUCAUGACUGCUGCUCGUGAUCAGUGCUUAUAUUAUGCUCGAUUUUUCGAUAACCUCUCUCAGAGUACCGAGUUUGCCUAUGCUAGCCAUCUUGAGAACGCAAGACGACGUGGAGUGGAGAUCGACGAGCCUUUGGGUGUAGCAUGGGCUUUACGCAUCAUAAUUGCCCAAUUCCCGGUACUAGCGCAAGAUAUGAAGAAAUUGGCUCGUGGAGAACCGAUAGGGUGCGAUGAGUUUGAUGAAUACCAAAAAUCAGGAGGAUCAACAACUAAAGUAGAAGGAGAAGCGCAAUUUUCACUUAGCAACUUUGUUACAGAGGCACGGUUCCGAGAAAUGUUAGCACUAUUCUACGGCGAUUCCAAAGAGAUUAUGGAAAUGGACAUCCUGGACUUGUUUCAGCCCUGGCGGUAUCCCGUAACAAUUCGGUAUUUUGCAGCUAGAGCUGCCCAAGCAUACAAUAUUUUUGAAAGCUUCGAGCCAGCAUCUGUUUGCAUUGAAUACCACAACGCGAGAUCUCUCAGUAUUUUUGGCUUCAAGCACUAUCCUUUCGAUUUGAAGUUGAUUGAACAACAUAUGGAUAAAGCAAGCAAGUUCUGGAGCGGACAGCGCCCACCGAAGGAGACAAAUGACCUCACCAUGUGCCGCAGAUGUGAUUUUCGGACUAGGUGUCCAGCUAUCAACAAACCAGUUGACACCUUAGCAGGAGAUGCUAUCUACAAGUUACUUGAAAUGUGA
Sungouiella intermedia is the source of this 1692-nucleotide messenger RNA. The record is from the annotation of a GenBank genome assembly. NCBI's taxonomy places the organism in Eukaryota, Fungi, Ascomycota, Pichiomycetes, Serinales, Metschnikowiaceae.